Messenger RNA from Mesitornis unicolor (brown roatelo), 429 nucleotides. RefSeq names its product CDK2-associated, cullin domain 1 (gene CACUL1). Gene Ontology annotation, molecular function: ubiquitin protein ligase binding. Lineage: Eukaryota; Metazoa; Chordata; Aves; Mesitornithiformes; Mesitornithidae. Gene Ontology annotation, biological process: ubiquitin-dependent protein catabolic process. The record is from RefSeq and is a predicted model, not a curated record. The transcript has 4 exons. The annotation marks the transcript as partial.
UAAUGAAUGUUAUAACCAUUGAAGACUAUAAGAGCACAUAUUGGCCAAAGUUGGACAGUGCCAUAGAUCAACUAUUAACUCAGAGUCCUGGUGACUACAUCCCUAUCUCCUAUGAACAAAUAUACAGUUGUGUGUAUAAGUGUGUAUGCCAGCAGCAUUCGGAACAGAUGUAUAGUGACCUAAUAAAAAAGAUAACUAACCACUUAGAGAGAGUCUCAAAGGAGCUGCAGGCCAGCCCUCCAGAUCUCUAUAUUGAAAGAUUUAACAUAGCUCUUGGACAGUAUAUGGGAGCAUUGCAGAGCAUUGUGCCUCUUUUCAUAUAUAUGAAUAAAUUUUACAUAGAAACCAAGCUUAACAGAGACUUAAAAGAUGACCUUAUAAAGCUGUUUACGGAACAUGUUGCAGAAAAGCACAUUUACAACCUAAUGC